This is a messenger RNA of Populus trichocarpa (black cottonwood), 5990 nucleotides long. Its product is annotated as DDT domain-containing protein PTM. The record is from RefSeq and is a predicted model, not a curated record. Lineage: Eukaryota; Viridiplantae; Streptophyta; Magnoliopsida; Malpighiales; Salicaceae. The coding region runs from base 302 to 5464 and encodes 1720 amino acids. The transcript is spliced from 10 exons.
UAGCCCGAUAUGGGUCUUUUUUAUUAGUCACUAUUUCGUAGCAGAGGGAUGCCGUCCUUCUCUCUUAUUAGGGCACCCUUCUCUCUCUCUCUCUCAAAUUCCUCGGAAUCGCCUUCAAUGGUGACCACCAAAACCUAAAAAGGGAUCUGGAUGAAAUUUAGAUCCACGAGGAGACAGAGUCGAGUAUUAUAUUGAAGGUUUUUCCUUUCUUUCAAAUCUGUGAUCCAGUGAUAUUUACUUUGAAUUUUCAGGGAUUUUGAAGUGGAUUUAGGGUUUGGUUAGAUCCGACUUUGAUUCCAUAAUGGAGUCUAUGGAGGUGAAGAAAAGGGGUAGAGGUAGACCGAGAAAGCGGAAGCCAAACGAGGAAGAAAGUGAAGAGAUGAAAUCAAUAGCUAAUGCUUUGAAAAAGCAAGCUUUGGAUAUUAGAUGGAAGCCAUUAGUGGGUAGGUAUGUGUUGAAAGAGUUUGACAGUGGGAUUUUUUUGGGGAAGAUAGUGAAUUAUGAUACUGGGUUGUAUAGGGUGGAUUAUGAGGAUGGGGACUGCGAGGAUUUAGAGAGUGGUGAGUUGCGUCAGAUAUUGUUAGGGGAUGAUGAUUUUGAUGAUGAAUUGUUUUUUAGGAGGGUCAAGCUAGAUGAAUUUGUUUUGCAAAAGAGUGAGAAGAGGAAGAAGGAAGCGGAGAAGGAUGUGGUGGAUUUGAAAACGGAGGUGAUUAAGGUUGAACCAUCGGUGAGUGUUGCGUUGAUGGUUGAGAAUGGUGGGGUUCAAGUUGAGGAUGAUGCAGACUCCUCGAGUGAUUCAUGUGAGUGUGUGCGGGAUGGGGAUUUGGGAAUGGAAGUGGAGACUCCAGUUAUUCCACCACCUCAGUUGCCUUCAUCGUCAGCGAGUAUAGGUGUGCCAGACGAGUAUGUCUCACAUCUCUUUUCAGUGUACACGUUUUUGAGGUCAUUUAAUAUCCGUCUUUUCUUGAGCCCAUUCACACUGGAUGAUUUAGUGGGGGCGGUAAAUUGCCCUGCUCAGAACACGUUGUUGGAUGCCAUUCAUGUUGCUUUGAUGCGGGCAUUGAGACGUCAUCUUGAAGCACUCUCUUCAGAUGGUUCUGAGCUUGCAUCGAAAUGCUUGAGGAGCGUGGAUUGGCGCUUUCUUGAUUCACUUACUUGGACUGUUUAUUUGGUCCAUUAUUUUACAAUAAUGGGAUAUGUGAAGGGAUCUGAGUGGAAAGGAUUUUAUGAUAAUCUUUGGAAAAGAGAGUAUUAUUCCUUGCCAGUGGGUAGGAAGCUGAUGAUUCUGCAAAUCCUAUGUGAUGAUGUUUUGGACUCAGCAGAUGUAAGAGCUGAAGUUGAUGUACGUGAAGAGUCAGAAUUUGGUAUAGAUCCAGAUACUGUUACAACCAAUCUUCCUGAUAAUGGACAUGGACCAAGAAGGGUUCAUCCCAGAUAUUCCAAGACUUCAGCUUGCAAGGAUAGGGAGGCCAUGAAUAUCAUUGCUGAAAGCCAAGGCAGCAAGUCUUUCAGUAAUUCAAUGUACCUGGCCUCCAAAGGUGCUGAAAGGGAUGGGAAUGUAUCUGAUGCUGAUGUAGAUGGGAAUGGGGAUGAAUGCCGCCUUUGUGGCUUGGAUGGAACCUUACUUUGCUGUGAUGGGUGCCCUUCAUCAUAUCAUUCAAGAUGUAUAGGCGUUGUCAAAAUGUAUAUACCUGAAGGUCCAUGGUAUUGUCCGGAGUGCACCAUCAACAAGUUGGGACCUACUAUUACAAUGGGAACAUCACUUAGAGGAGCAGAAGUAUUUGGAAUUGAUUUGUAUGAGCAAGUCUUCUUGGGUACUUGUGAUCACUUACUUGUGCUGAAAGCGUCUACAAGUGGAGAACCGUGUUUCAGAUACUACAAUCAGAUGGACAUCCAAAAGGUCCUGCAAGCACUUUCCGAAUCCAUGCAACAUAGAUCACUAUACUUAGAGAUUUGCAAGGCAAUUGCACAACACUGGAACAUGCCACAAAGUGCAUUCUCACUGUUGGAAACAACAGGAAGAGGUUUCGAUAUUGCAUCUGUUGAGGAAGAUGCAAAACUUUCUGCUCUAUCUCUUCCUCGUGAGGAAAGCCGUAAAGUUGUAGACAAUGUUGUGGCUGAGAAUGCAGUUAGUGUAAAUGGAAGCAAUACAGAUAUUGUAGCAAUUCCAAGUCUUGAAACCUCUCUUGAUGCAGUAAUUCAAGCUGGUCCUCAGUACAUUGUGAGCGAUGGUGAUGUGUCGAGAACAGGAUAUUUCCAUCUUAUGAGAAUGAAGCCGCAUGAGCAGAUUAAACUGGAGUCUACUGAAUCAGUUAACCAGUUAGCUGAUCCAUCUGAUAUAACCCAGCAAAGCCUGGUUCACAGAUCAAGUGCAAUGGAACUUGCCACUUGCACAUCAGCAAACAGUGUUGGCAGUCGUAUUGAGAAUGGAAAUGGUACUUGUUUACCAGCUUCUGUGUUUUCUCAAAACAAGGAAGGGAAUCAUCAAGGCAUUCAAAGGGUUCGAAAUUCAACAAACAAUUGUUCUUAUGUGGGAACUUUUUUCAAACCACAUGCAUACAUAAAUCACUACAUGCAUGGAGAUUUUGCAGCCUCCGCUGCUGUUAAUCUCAAUGUUCUUUCAUCUGAGGAAAGCCGCACAGAGACUCAUAAAUCAGGCAAUGGAAGGAAAGUUGUUACUGACAUUUUAUUGCAAGCAAAAGCUUUUUCAACAGCAGCCUCUCGUUUUUUCUGGCCAAGUUCUGAAAGAAAGCUUGUGGAAGUGCCAAGAGAGAGGUGUGGUUGGUGUUAUUCUUGCAAGCUGCCCUCCAGCAAUCGAAGGGGAUGCAUGUUAAACUCAGCUGCCUUGACUGCUACUAAAGGUGCCUUGAAGGUGAUCAGUGGACUUCGCCCAAUUUUGAAUGGAGAGGGAAGUCUUUCUAGCAUAUCAACGUACAUUCUAUACAUGGGGGAGGUUUUAUGUGGUCUUACAACUGGUCCCUUUCUGAGUGCAAGUCACCGAAAACUGUGGCGUAGACAAGUAGAAGAUGCUUCAACUUAUAGCGCAAUAAAACAGCCAUUGCUUGAACUUGAGGAAAACACCCGUCUUGUUGCUCUUUCUGGGGACUGGGUCAAGGCAAUGGACGAUUGGUUGGUUGAAUCUCCAAUGACCCAAAGUUCUGCAAUCAGUAUUGGAACUGCUCACCGACGAAGAGUGAAUGGGAAACGACAUAAGAAACAUUCUGGGGUGACUGAUACUACAGCAGAUGGUUGCCAUGACAAAAGUUUUGUCUGGUGGCGAGGAGGGAAGCUAUUAAAACUUGUUUUUAAUAAAGCAAUCUUGCCUCAGUCAAUGGUUAGAAGGGCAGCUAGGCAAGGUGGCUCGAGAAAGAUUUCUGGGAUCCAUUACACUGAUGAUUUGGAGAUUCCUAAUAGAAGCAGACAGUUGGUUUGGAGAGCUGCAGUUGAAAGGAGUAAUAAUGCAUCACAACUUGCACUUCAGGUCAGAUACCUAGACUUUCAUGUUAGAUGGAGUGAUCUUGUUCGUCCAGAGCAGAACCUCCAGGAUGGAAAAGGUUCGGAGACCGAGUCAUCUGUUUUUAGAAAUGCUGUCAUCUGUGAUAAGAAAAUUGAAGAAAAGAAGACUAGGUAUGGAAUUGCUUUUGGGAACCAAAAGCAUCUUCCUUCCCGCAUCAUGAAGAAUAUAAUUGAAAUCGAGCAAAGUGAAAAUGGAAAGGAUAAGUAUUGGUUUUCUGAAAUGCACGUUCCUUUAUAUUUGAUCAAAGAGUUUGAAGAAAGCUUAGAUGAAGUCGUUCCACCUUCAGCCAAGAAGCCUUCAAAUGAGUUAUCUGUGUUGCAAAGAAGACAAUUGAAAGAUUCUCGCAGGGAUAUAUUUUCAUAUCUUGCCUCUAAGAGAGAUAAGUUGGACAGUUGCUCUUGUGCUUCAUGUCAAUAUGAUGUUUUAAUUAGGGAUACGGUCACGUGCAGUUCUUGCCAAGGUUACUGUCAUCAAGCCUGUACUGUAAGUUCAAGAAUUUAUACAAACGAGGAAGCUCAGUUUUCAAUCAUUUGCAAGCGAUGCUACAGUGCCAGAGCUGUUAUUUAUGAUGAAAAGAGGAAUGAAUCUCUAACCAGCCCCUUGCCCUUGCAAUGGCAAGAACAUCAUAAUGCAGUGACAGUCAUGAAAAGCACCAGGAUUAAACUUCAUAAUCAACCAUUUAUGUCUGUCAGAACCCAGGAGAGUUGUUCUGAAGUGAAACAAGCUACCUCUACUUCUAGUAAGGCUACAAAAACCAAAAGUAGGACCCAGGUUAGUGGCUCUGAAGUGAAACAAGCUAUUUCCUCAUCUAGGAAGGCAACAAAAACUGAAAGUAGAUCACGUAAUUGGGGCAUCAUAUGGAGGAAGAAGAACAACGAGGAUACAGGCAUUGAUUUCAGAUAUAAAAACAUUCUAUCAAGGGGCAGUCCAAAUGGAAAACGGUUAAUGCCAGAGUGUAAUCUAUGCAGAAAGGAAUAUAACUGUGAUCUGAUGUAUAUCCACUGCGAGACUUGUGCAAAUUGGUUUCAUGCCGAAGCUGUUGAACUUGAAGAGUCAAAACUCUCUGAUGUUAUAGGCUUCAAGUGUUGCAAAUGUCGGAGGAUAAAAUCACCAAAUUGUCCUUACAGGGAUGGUUAUGGAGAUGAGAAGCCAGAGGUUCUGACGCCGCGAAAGAGAGCAUGGGAGCAAGGAAUAGGAGCUGACUCUGGAACUAUUGUUGAAUCCAGAGACUGUGAGCCAACUACUCCAAUGUUUCCUGUGGAGAAUGUUUACGUACAGGAUGAUGAUCCUCUUCUUUUCUCCCUUUCAAGAGUUGAGCAAAUUACAGAGCAGAAUUCUAGAGUGGAUUUUGAACGGAACAUUGCUGGACAAGGGCCGCAGAAGCUUCCAGUCAGAAGACAAGGGAAGCGUCAAGGAGAUGCUGAAGAUAUUUCUGUGUCUAAUCUUUACCCUACUGAUUCAUCCAUGUUUCUUGAAACAAACAACAACGUGAACAAAGAGAUGUCUUGUGCUGAAUGGGAUGUUUCCGGCAAUGGCCUUGACAGUGAUAUGGUGUUUGAUUAUGAAGAUGUAAACUAUGAGGAUAUGGCGUUUGAGCCACAGACAUAUUUCUCGUUUACGGAGUUGCUGGCAACUGAUGAUGGUAGCCAAUUGGAUGGGUUUGAUGCCACUGGGAAUGUUUUGGGAAACAAUGAAAAUCAGUUUCAUGCAGCUUCAGAGGACGAGUUCCAGAAGCAACAUACACUUGGUACUUCAUGCGACAUGUCUUUGGAAUCUGCUCCUAACACAAAGCCAUGUAAGAUGUGUUUGGACUCGGUACCAUCUCCUGAUCUUUCUUGUGAUGUAUGUGGCUUAAUGUUACACCGCUAUUGUUCUCCUUGGGUGGAGUCUUCACCUGUUGAAGGCAGCAGCAGCUGGAGGUGUGGCAAUUGCCGAAAGUGGCGGUAGCUGGCUUUUGUUUCAUGAAGUUUUGUUUUUUGUUAUGCGGGGAUUCUUCAGUGUUCUGUUGGAUGGGGUUGUAAAUUGAACCGCAGUUGAAAAAUCUCCCAUGAAGCAGGCUUGCCCUGAGGUUGUGCACUAUUAAGUAAAGAUGAUGAUGAACCAGUUUAUGCUUCAUCAUUGUCAAAGCCAGGGAAGGUUUUGUAAAAUGCCAUGGUGAUAUCCCUUUCUAGCAAUGGAUGUUUUGGCACUUGGCACACAUGAUGCGUCAUUGCAAGUUCCCUCCCAUUUAAUCAUUCGGGUUCGGAAGCUUAGAAAAUCACAUAUAUAUUUUUUUAUUUUUCAAGAAUUAGCUGGGGUAAUUUGCUAAUGUAGGGCUCUCCAUUUGGCACUCUUAAAAUCAUACUUGCGGAGUGAAUUACUUCACAAGCUUAAAAUAUUUUCCCAGAUUAGAGGAGAUAAGCAAGCCUUUUUUCUUGUGCUUAUCCGAUUGCAUUGCUUGUAUAAAUCAAAGUUCAACCACAAGUUUUCUUGA